CUCUCGCUUACUCUCUCAUACGUCGCUUUCAGUCAUAAAUUAGGGAAAAGCAAGCAGACAGCUCCACACUCUCUCUCUCUUUUUUCUUCUCACCACCCACACCCAGCGCAUAAACAUUACCCCCUCUCUCUCCACUUCCUCUUUCUUCUUCUUACUUUAUCUCUUUCUUAUUACUACUACUACUCAUCAUGGAAGCUACGUUUGAUGGAUUCUCCAUAAGAGAGUACACUUCUAAGAUGAGGUCCAUCGACGUUUUCAAAUGCUGGCCAUUCCCUUCAUCUUCUAACCGUCAAGUCACACGCGACGAACUUCACUCUUGCCUUCCUCCCAUCACUCUCUGCCCUAACAGAUCCAAUCAAAACAAAUCACAACCUUCUAGAACCAUCCAUCAAGGUUACUCCACCGAACAAUCAUCCAAAUCACAUCAUUUCCCUUCUCCUUCUCCUUCUCCCUCUCCUGCUCCUCCUCGUUCCGCUCUUCUUACUGACGAUGAUGAUAAAUUGGAGAUGAUUUGUCCGGUAUGUCGCGAAUUUAACGCUAAUACUCUCACGGCGGUGAACGCUCACAUCGACGGUUGUUUAUCGGAGUCGGUUAGAGUAGAGCGACGUCACAUGAGGAUGAUGAAUUCCAAAGCUACCAAGUCCAAGACGCCGAAGAAACGUUCUAUAGCUGAGAUUUUCAAGGUGGAGGAUGAAGAUCAGGAUGUUGACGAUGAGGUUUCGAUUACCGUUAGGAAGUUUCGGUGGCUCUCUCAACGGCUUGAGGCGUUGAGAUCUAAAGGUGGAGGUGGUGAAUCGGUGAAAUCUUAUGUUGAGGAGGAGAAAUUGGAGAUGAUUUGUCCUGUUUGUCGUGAUUUCAACGCUUCGACUGUGACGGCGGUGAACGCUCACAUCGAUAGUUGUUUAGCGCAUGCGGUUAGGGAUGAACGGCGUCAGACGAAGAAGACCGGUUUUAAGCCGAAACCUAAAGCGCCGAAGAAGCGUUCGAUUGCCGAGAUUCUCACGGUAGCGCCGCCGAUUGAAGUUAGUAAAAGCAAAAGCAAGGUGAUUGAGGUUGAGGAAGGUGAAGAUGACGAUGAAGAUGAAGAAGACAAAUCCUCCGAUUAUUCAGGCGAGGAUUCCAGUACUUCUGCUGCUGCUACUUUUGAUUCGAUAGUGAAGAACAAGAAGUGUACGAACAAAAACAGCAAAAAGAAAAAAACGAAGGAAGGUCAGAAGAAGAAGACGAUGAAGAGCAAGUUGGGAAAUCACGUUGAUAGUUGUGUGCUGAUGAACGAUGAAAAGAAGACGAACAUGAAAAAGAAGAAGAAAAAGAAGAAAAUCUUCAACAAUGAGCUCACUGGGAAGAAGGUAAGUGCUAACAAGCACGUGGUGCAAACUGCCGUAAAUAGUUGCAGAAAACUAAGAGGUACAAUUGGUAAUAAAAUGGUUGCAUUCCAAGACAUUGAACCUUCUGUCCAUAGAAAGAAAUUGGGUUUAAAUGGCUUAUCAGUAGAAAAAAAGCAACAAGUUAUAAACUGUGACUCAGUUGGAAAGCGGCAAAAAGCAGAUUCUCCUGUUCGGGGCAUUCUUAAGAACCACUUAAAGCAUGUUUCUGGAGAGAUGUCAGAUGGAUGUAAAAUUCAAGAUGGUACUGAAGAAAUCCAUGAGAAUGAUCAAGUGCUAACCUACGACAGACAUGUCAAACUUUCUUAUAAACAUGAAAUAGUUGGUCCAAAAAAGAGAAGUUCAUUUGAUGAAACCAUGUUUGACAUAUCUUCAGAUGCACCGGCUACUUCAUUAGUAAAGGAGCAGUCCUCUGGAACUGAUGAAGAAAGUGCUAGUUUUGAGGAUAACAAAAAUUAUGACUACAUUGCCCUUAAGAUAGACAACAAGAGAGAGGAGGUUUGCCCUAUAAUUGAAAGCAAACAUUUUUCUAAUACUCCAGAACAAGUCACUGGACCAAAUUUCAUGAAGCCAUGUAUCAAUCAAGAGCAAUCAAGCCAGUUAGAACAGAAGUCUGAAUUGUUAACCAAGAUGGCUGUUUAUGACAAUAAUAAUUCACAGCUUUUUGAUAUAGGCAACACAACUACAUUGAGUUUUUCUUCAUAUGCUGGCAUUUCUAGACAUCUUUUUGCAGUCCAGGACGGGCAAGUGUGUGGUAAAAAUACACAGGUGUGUGAAUCUGGUGUUUUCAGUUCCGGUGGAAAGUUCAUUGACUAUUCGGAGGAUCCUACUUUUGAGGUUGAUGAUGUGAACAAAAAUGCAAGUACAAAGACAUUUGUGGAGUCAUCAUCGUAUUCUUCUCCAUAUAACAAAGUAAAUGAAAAACCAGAGUCUCCAUUGCAAACUUAUGGAGUUAAUGGUAAUAUUGGCCAGGCCUUGGGUGACAGACAGUUGUAUAAUAUGUUUCCUGCAGAUAUGAUUGAUAAAUCAUACCCUUUUACAAGCUGGGGGAAAGGAAGCAUAAGAAAUAGCUGUUUGGAUCCUAACAUUUUCGGUUUGCCACUCAAUUCUCAUGGUGAGCUGAUCAAUUUCAGUUCAAGUGGAAAUGUAGGGAUGAACCAGCUGGAGCCAUCAAGUCCAUUAGGAGGUUCUUUAAGUGGCUUGCCCAUUAAUAAUAUUCUCUGUCAAAGUAGUCAGGAAAAUUUAAGCAAUAAUGAGGUGCAUGUUGUUCAAAAGACAUUACCAAAAGAUGGUCUAAAUUCAUUUCCUCAUUAUUCACCCAGGUUAGCUGUCGCCGAGUUAUGCAGUCAAAGAGAAGAUAUCCAUCGACCUAAUUCCGAAAUGUGUUCCAGUCACCAUGUACAGCCACUGAAUUCAGAGUUCCUUAAACGCAACUCGUGUAUUGAACAGAACCAACGUGAAAGAGUGCAGAACCACAAUGGAAGCACAAUGGUUUCUCUGAAAGAUGGUUCAGAUCACAUCUCACUAAGUUCCAGCCCACCAACAGUGAGGUUAAUGGGUAAAGAUGUUCCGAUUGCUAGAAGCAGCCAAGAGAUGCAACAAUUUACAGGAGAUGUUUGGACUGAUGAGGAAUCCAGAAAAAGGCAUUAUGCUGAAUGUACUGCUUUAGAAAAAUCUUUCCUGGGAAGAUGUUCCAAGCAGGAUUGGGUAUCUGGUUCCCCUAUACCAAUAUCCACCGAUAGUGUAUUGCAGUUGGAGAGAAUUCAAAGCACUCAUGGAUUGCAAAGCUCUCGGGGAUUUCCUCAGCAGUUUAUUGAGCAGCAAAGUAAUCAUGUAUCUCAAAAUGGAAGCCUCCAAGUUGGCAGAAAUGCCAGUUCUUAUUUCAAUCCUAUUGAUCAGGAAUCUACCUCUUAUGCAGUAUUUAAUGGGGCACCCAAUGACUUUUCAGAGCAGUUUAUGGCUGCUUCUAAACCUUCGGGACCGAACUCUCAGCCACAGGUAUUACCCACUCCUUGCACUUUUAGACUGCCGGCAUGUUCAAAUAAUGGCGAGCUUAAUGGCAGGAUAAAAAACCCUCAUGCUACAAAAUCAGCCUUCGGAUUUCCUUUCUUGCAACCUGCUGAUAAUGAACUGGCCAAAACGUAUUGGUUUCAGGGGCCUUACAGAAGUGUGCCAUCUUGGUUGUCAAGCUCAACAGAUGACACGCUAACUAGGACCUAUUCUCAGCAACUUUCUGGUGUAGGUAAUCAAAGUUUUCCUCAAAAUCGAUGGGGAAAUAAUUUCACUUCGCCGUCGGUUACUCAUUCAGCAGAUGUUCUCUACCCCUCUAAUCCUCUGACUUCUCGGGGUCCCAUGAAGACAACCCUUCUUUGUCCAGCAUCUAUUGUUCAACCUCCACAAGUUUCAGUUACACCCUCUACCAUGAAUAGUGGUUGCCGAAACAUAAAUAAGGCCGUUGACGGUGUUAACUUGGAUGAUAAUAUGGUUGUCAAAGACUAUCAUCCAUGUACAAAUAUCAGGAAGAGACCUGCAGAUAAUCUUGAUGAUUCUAGAAAACCUAUCAAGAUAUCCAAUAUAGAAGUGAACGAAAACUUGAGUCAUGUGACAAGGUUGACUAGAGAAAACUCAAGUGUAGAAUUGCAACGUAACAAAAGAGCUGUGAUAAUUGAUCCACAAGUGGAGAUUGCUAGAAGUAGAUGUUGCCAGAAUGUAGCACAAAAUCUAAGUUCUACUAGUUAUCCGGCUGUUGAUUCUUUUAAUCUGGACGGCACAAUAAGAUCUGGUCCUGUCCGACUUGGUCCCAAAAGAGCUAAGCACAUCCUAAAAUCCUCUUGAAAAAAUGGAUUAGGAUAGCGAAAGAGCGAUCCUUUUUGCCAUAUUGUCAUUUAUUGCCAUAUCUAGAUAAUUUACUAAAGUAUACUGAUUUUUGGUGUAAGUCAUAUCAAUUUAUCAUAUAUGCUUUUUCCAUCUUUAUAGUAUAUAUAUCCGUUUGUGAA
Cicer arietinum (chickpea) is the source of this 4381-nucleotide messenger RNA. The record is from RefSeq and is a predicted model, not a curated record. NCBI's taxonomy places the organism in Eukaryota, Viridiplantae, Streptophyta, Magnoliopsida, Fabales, Fabaceae.